CACCUAGUGGAAGAAGUUAACUAAACGGUUUGGAAGAGUACACACGUGGGUUAAACAUAAAUUUUAAAGGAUCUAACCUUAAAGGUUAAAAAUAUCAUGGGAAGAAAAGCAAAGUUCCAAGAAAAGCCCAGAAAAGGACCAGGAAAGAAGACUAAAAAGCAAAAACCCCCAAAUCUGCUUCAUUUAGUUGGUGCUAAGGAACAAGAUGAUUCAUCUCAGUCACUUACUAGAAGAGCAAGAAAACAUCUCAAAAAACUUCAUCAAAUCGAGGCUAAAAGGGUUACAUCCAAGCAGAAAAAAGAGCAGAAUAAACGUGAAAACAUUACAUCUGAAGGUGAGACUGCAUCAGAAUCUGAUGUCGAAGAUGAUGUGGAAGAGAACUUAAAAGGUUUCACAGAUCAAAACCAAGAUUGGUUAAUUCCAAAAGGGAAAAAAAGAAAACUCGUUGAAUCUGAUCAUGAUGAAGAGGAUUUUGAAGGACAGGACUCUGAUGACGUGCUGAAGGAUGAAUUUGAUGAGGAUGAGUCAAAUUCGGAUAAUGAAAAACAGGAUGAAGAAGAAGAGUUACUUCCUGUUGAGAAAGCUUCCAAAAAACUACAGAAAAAGCAGAAAGAAAUGAGGAAAUUGGCAGAAGAAGAACUAAAAACAAACAUUGCUGAAAGUGAAACCUAUGUCCUACCUAGUGGACAGGAAAUAGAAAAGGAAACAGCUCAAUCUCCAGAUCUGGCUGUCAUCAGUCAAAGAAUUAAGGAUAUAGUUCAUGUGCUUUCAGAUUUUGCUAGUAGAAGAGAAGAUGGAAGAUCAAGAAAUGACUAUGUGGAUUUCUUAAGAAAAGACUUGUGUCUUUACUAUGGUUACAAUGACUUCAUGAUGGAGAAGUUGAUGGAACUCUUCCCUACGGCGGAGUUGAUUGAAGUGCUUGAAGCUAAUGAAGUUCAAAGGCCUGUCACCAUCCGGACCAACACGUUGAAAACCCGAAGAAGGGACUUGGCACAGGCCUUGAUCAAUCGUAGUGUAAACUUGGAUCCUGUUGGAAAGUGGUCUAAAGUAGGAUUAGUGAUUUAUGACUCUCAGGUGCCUAUAGGUGCAACCCCAGAGUAUUUAGCUGGUCAUUACAUCCUCCAGGGGGCAGCAUCACUACUUCCAGUGAUGGCCCUGGCUCCACAAGUAAAUGAGAAGGUUCUUGACAUGUGUGCAGCCCCUGGUGGUAAAACCACUCAUAUAGCUUCUCUUAUGAAGAAUACGGGAGUUCUGUUUGCUAAUGAUAUUCACCAAGAUCGAGCUAAAGCCACUGUUGGAAACAUCCACCGCUUAGGUAUCACCAACACCAUAGUUUGCUGUCAUGAUGGAAGAAAGUUUCCCAAGGUCAUUACUGGUUUUGAUAGGGUUCUUCUUGAUGCUCCUUGCAGUGGAACAGGAGUUGUUGCUAAAGAUCCCGAAGUCAAGACAAGCAAAGAUGCAAAAGAUAUUCAAAGAUGUUCUCACCUUCAAAAGGAGUUAAUUCUGGCUGCAAUAGACUGUCUUGAUGCACACUCCAAGUCUGGAGGAUAUCUUGUUUAUUCUACAUGUUCUAUACUGCCAGAAGAAAAUGAAUGGGUGAUAGAUUUUGCUUUAAAAAAACGAAAUGUGAAAGUUGUACCAACAGGACUGGAUUUUGGAAAGGAAGGCUUAGCGAAGUACAGAGAAUAUAGAUUUCAUCCAUCUUUGAAACACACUCGAAGAUUUUAUCCUCACACACAAAAUAUGGAUGGAUUCUUUGUUGCCAAGUUGAAGAAAUUUUCAAACCUUAUUCCUAAUCAAGAUAAACUUGGCAAACAGGAAAAUGAGAACACAAGCAUGUCUAAAGAAAAAGAAGCAAAAUUAUUGGACAAGCCUAAUGAGAAAGAAAAAGAUAGUGAAGAUAGUCCACAGGUUUCAACCUCAAAAUAUACUAAAAGUACAAGUAAAGUAACACCAAGUUCUAAAACAGUCCACAGGAAAAAGUUUGCAUGGAGAACCAAAAAGCCAGACCAAGAGAGGAUAAAAGGGAUCAGACCACACCUAAAGAAAAAACCAAAGCUUAGUAAAAAAUAACUUUUCAUAAGUUUGGUGUAAAAUAUGUUAACAUUUGUUUUAGCAUAAUGGAAAUAAAUAUUGUAUAAUACAUAAAAAAAAAUCUUGACAGAUCUAGUGCUUUAUUUGUGAUUGAAAACUGUCUUGCAUCAUGAUGACCAACUUGUACGUUAUUGUCCUUUUAGGUACAAGUCAAAUUACAAUCAGCUACAUGUUUACUGUGUUAAUAUUCUUUUUCUGGUGAGAGAGAAACUUUCUUCUAGCUUACUCAUGUGCAGUAGCAAUUACUGACAUUUUAUGAGGUUUGCUGAGUAUAAAAUAGAACAUUUUUUAAGAAAUCUUGCUGACAAACACACACACAGGUGAAAACAUAAUCUCCAUUACCUUCAGUGGUGGAGGUAAAUAUGGGAUAUCAUAAACUCAGUCCUUCAGUUUCCUACUCUUGUGGUUUAAAUCAUAAUGUAGGUUACUGGCUGAUACCAUAAAAAAAAAAGCACGUUUUAUUCUAAUCUCACCAUUAAGCUGAAUUUUGUGUUGGAAACUUGGAUUUUGUUUAGGUACAAGGACAUUAAGUAGUUUUGAAACUCAUUGCACAUAAAAUGUUAAUAUCUAGCAUGUAUGUACUACGAACAACUUUUGGAACAUAUAACAUUUUACAAUAGUGUGUUUUCUUGGCUUCAAACUUGUGUGUUAUAUAUGUUAUUUGAAUAAUACAAAAUACAGGAUAUUUUUUACAAAUUCGUUUUUAUUAGAUAUUCAAGGGUGUUUGAAUAACAGAAACCAGCUUUCAUGAGUCAUCUUAACAAAACUUAUACCACCAUACUUAUUACAAGACUUUGACAAGAAGCAAGAGAAUAGAUGUGUGUGUGUAUGUGUAUAUAUACACACACACACACACACACAAGCAGACAAAAUGUACAUGCAGACUUGGCAUAACUCUUAAAUGUAAUUGUUUGUGUGUGUUGUAGGUUUUGUUUACC
Limulus polyphemus (Atlantic horseshoe crab) is the source of this 3032-nucleotide messenger RNA. RefSeq names its product probable 28S rRNA (cytosine-C(5))-methyltransferase. The transcript is spliced from 18 exons. Gene Ontology annotation, molecular function: rRNA (cytosine-C5-)-methyltransferase activity; RNA binding. Lineage: Eukaryota; Metazoa; Arthropoda; Merostomata; Xiphosura; Limulidae. The record is from RefSeq and is a predicted model, not a curated record. The coding region runs from base 97 to 2073 and encodes 658 amino acids. Gene Ontology annotation, biological process: maturation of LSU-rRNA; rRNA base methylation. Gene Ontology annotation, cellular component: nucleolus.